This is a messenger RNA of Pelobates cultripes (western spadefoot toad), 14382 nucleotides long. NCBI's taxonomy places the organism in Eukaryota, Metazoa, Chordata, Amphibia, Anura, Pelobatidae. The record is from the annotation of a GenBank genome assembly.
CUCUAGUGGCCAAUCUUUUUCAAGCAGCAGUAGUGCAGAAGCUCAGGGAUAGCAACUGAUCACAGGGAAGGGGUGUGACGUAUAAACAGUGCGACUAAGAGAGGAAGCCCAUGUUUGGCUGUUCCUUAGUAACUCAGAAAUUCAUACAGAGUUUGGAAUGAAGUGAAUCAGAACUCAUGCUCAGAAACCAACUGGCAACAUAGUAUCUUACCAAGAAGAGGGCAUUGGAAGAAGAGAUGCCAUUGUGGGUUAUCCUAACCCAAUAUCUGCUGAAUAAAGGGUCUGGUAAAUAAGACUUUUUGGUUUUUGGGGUGGUGGAGGAUUACAUUGCCAUAUUACAUGGCAGAGAAACAUAUACUAGCAGCAUGGGGUGAGCUGUGGAAAAUAAUGUAUCAUUAGCAGGGUCAGUCACUGUCAGAUUUGUAAAUGUUAAAAUGUUGGGCCAGGAAUGUGUUGUUUAUAGUGUCUUUUAUUUUUUUAUCUUUCACAGUUCAACAAUAAACCAAGAUGGACUGGAAAAAAAGCCUCGCGGAUAAACUGAAGCAAGAUAACAAAGGUUAGAGAGACUGGGAGCAAAACCGUGAUAAGGUGAAAUGGCUUUCUUAUGUGUUAACGUAAUGAAAGCCUUUCAGGGGGAUAGCUAAGCAGAAAAUGUAUCCGUAAAUAAGCAGAGGGUUUAGUAGUUGCCUUUUAUAUUUUUCACAACCUUCUGUCUGUAAAUAAUAUACUCUGGUAUUAUGGAAGCAGAGGACGAGUUGGAGAAUUGUGCAGGAUAGACAAAAAAAAAAAGAGACAUUAGUACGGUGUGUGUGUGUGUGUGUGUGUAAGGGAUAGAGCUGAUAAUGUGGAUGAGAGUAGAAUGAAAUAGGAGAAAAAGAGGUGAAGCUUGGAUUUUUAAUGUAUAAGUAUGAAAAAUAUGAACUGUCUCGCUCACUGGCAACCAAUCAAUGUCCAAUAGUUACCUGCCGUGUUUUGGGACAGCCAGACCAAACGACUGGAUCAUAACACUGCCUAUGAUGUGAUGCUCUGCUUAGGCGGCUGAGAGGCCGCCGUGUCUCAAUAAAGAGCCUGCCACAAUCUAACAGCAUCAUCUUUGUAAUCGACUGGUAGAUCACGAUUGGUCUAUAGGCACCAUUGCUGUAAACGCUAUAAUCUCUACAGUGAGCUUUAGUCGUUCUGUUGCUCAGUCUGCAUUUAAACUCUGGCCAUAUACACUGGAGUCUAUAAUUAAGAAAAAAAAAAUCUCUUGCCCAUCUUUCAAUCAAAACUGGGUUUUAUUGGAGAGAGUAGUUGCAAAGUCUAAGACAGGUGUAUUUCUUGGAUGAGUGGUCAGUUUGAUCACUUAUAGAUAUCCAACUAUUAUAAACUUAGAAACGUAGUCCGGUUUUUAGCUACCACCUUUUCACAAAAUCUCUUCCAAAUUGGAUGUAGCUCAGCCAAUGUGAGAUCUGUGUGAGCGGAGCUGCUGAAAUUAGUCUCCUCCACAGCCAAUAACUGUUCUCUCUGUAUAAUAUUUCAAAGACAUGCUUAGGGGAAAUAGGGCGCGUAAUAAUAGGAUAGUACAUGUAGGAUGAACUCAGCUCACAUGCAGCUCUUAUUGUCUGUGCAGAGAACAUACUUUUUGUAUUUGCAAUCAGGAAGUGUUCAUAUUAAAAAGAAGAUGUGGCUAAGGGGAUAGUGCAAAAAUCUGUAAAAAUAUAUACCGGUAGUUGAACAUGGAGAAAACAACAACAUCAAAAGAACACCUAUUAAGAGAAAUCACCACUUUUAUAAAUCUCCUCAGUAACACCUGGAUAACAAAGAGGCAGCUGGGAGGAUUUCUUGUUUCACUCGCUUUCAACUAUUUUAAUUAAGUACUUCCCGCAGCGAAGUAUUGGUUUCUGUGCUUUUCUGUGAGAAGCAUUAUUUGUGUAGCGGCAGUGAUUGCCACACAUGCGCCUUGUUCCCCAGUCCCUUUAAAGCUCUUAAUGCGGAAAUGGUGGGAUUGUAAUAUAUCCUACUGCAGGCUUACACAACGAAAUGUCUAGUUGCCGUUGUACAUAUUUGUUCAGCUUUAAGAAUAAUAAAGAUCCCAGUUCUGUUCAUUUCAACAAUACUUCUUAACAUGAGAUUAUCCUGGGAUCCUUUUGUUUUAAUUGAAAGUCUGGACAUAACUGUGAAUUUAUCUGUUUAUCAGUAAGAAGAAGUGAACAGGAGACGAAAGAAGAUGAAAUGAUGCUUUUUACAAAGUUUUACACAGACUGGAAAGGAGGUUUGAAGGGACCAAACUCUGUGAACAUCCCUCGAUUCUAUUACAGAGUGAGUUCUGUUAACUGUUGAAUUUCUGUAUUCCCAUUGUGUACGGUGUUAGAGGGUUACUCCAACCACCAUGACUGCUUUAGUGAUUUAGGUGGUCAUGGUGGUAAGAGUCGGUAUGUGCAGUGUUUCUGCACAUACAGAGAUAUUGUUAAGUGUGUGCUUGUGGCUAGUUAAACCAACUGCCUAAUGCCAGUUCUGUGCAUAAAAUACGUCUGCUGUCAGUGCACACUAACAGCCCUAUAAAUCUUCCUCUUGCAGGCAGAGCUAGCUCUCCCCUCCCUUCCAUAUUGUGCUCCAUCCACCCUCCGUGCGCAUUAAUUUUUUUUUAAACUUUCCUCCCCUUGCUGGCCUGGAACACGCGCAUGUGCUCUGCGCUCGUGCACGUCCCCAAUGAUUUUGGAGGGGGUAGUAGAAGAGCAUUUUAAGGUAACUAAAACAUUUUAUGUGCAGGUAUUACUGCAAAUUGAUGGGGGACCUUUUCCAAAGUGCCCAAUAGGGUAAAUUAUACCAUAAAGGUACCUCCUCUCAAAGGGGUUAUAGUAGCCCUUUAAAAAAAUGCUGUAACCACCACGGACAUAAACGGGGGCCUAAACUUCUUGCGUCCCUUCGUUGAGGCGUAGAGACGGGGCACUAUAACAUGACUCAAAACACUUUCUGACCUGGCCCUUAAUCGGCACAAGGCCAUGUUAGGCCUAAAAAUGCACGUAAUUUGUCUCCCUGCAGCUAGGUAAAGUAAUCAUGUAGUGUCAGAUCUACAUACAGUAUCACCAAAAUACAGGUUUUGAAAAAAUUUGCACAUCAGAAGUGAGUGGUAAGUGUUUUGACUACUGCAAAAAUGACUGGAUUUAAAGGGACACUAUAGGCACUCAGACCACUUCAGCUCAUUAAAGUGGUCUGGGUGCAGUGUCCCAAGUCCCUUAACCCUGCAAUUGUAAUUAUUACUGUUUUUGAAAAACUGCAAUAAUCACAUUGCAGGGUUAACUCCACCUCUAGUAGCUGUCUACAAGGGGGGUGCCACUAUAGGGUGCUAUAGUGCUAGGAAAACAUUUUCUCCAGAUUAUGAUAUAGGGGUAUAGGCUGUGCGGGAACAUUUAAUUAACACACUUUUUAAGAGGCCGGUACUUUUAUGAUGGAGGGUUUCAGGAUAUCUGUUGGCUCAAUAAUACUAUUCAGACUCAAAUCAUGCUUGCUUUAAUUACUAUUUCUUCCAAACACAGUUGCCUGCUGAUGAUGAGGUGCUGCAGCAGAAACUGAGAGAAGAAUCCCGGGCUGUCUUUCUGCAGAGGAAAAGCAGAGAACUUUUAGACAACGAGGAGUUACAGGUAGGUAUAGACAUUGCCAUUGGUUUCUCGGCUUUCUGCUGUAUAUUAUUAUUAUUAUUAUUAUUAUUGCCAUUUAUAUUUCGUGGCGCUUUACAAUAUUAUGAUAGGCGGGAUGUAACUAUAACUAGGACAAUUACAAGAAAACUUACAGGAACGAUAGGUUGAAGAGGACCCUGCUCAAACGAACUUACAGUCUAUAGGAGGUGGGGUGUAAGACACAUUAGGACAGGAAAUAGCAAUCAAAUAGGGUGGGAGUGAAGCAGAGCUGGAGGAGAGAGUAAAGUGCUGCCCUUUAGGAGAGAGCAAGAGACAGGUAUGUGAGGUAGAGGUUACUCUGGGAGGCCUUUCUUAAAGAGAUGGGUUUUAAGGCCCUUCUUAAAUGAUUGAAGACUAGGGGAGAGUCUGAUGGCGGUAGGCAGGCUAUUCCAUAGGAAGGGAACUGCCCGUGAGAGGUCCUGCGUAUACAGAAAGAUGUUAGACACAGGGUGAUAUUCUGUAGGAAUUAAAGUUAUCUUUUCCAUUCACUGCUUAAGAAUCUGUGGUUCCUUUUGGAUAAGCAUCAGUCCCCCCCUCUGUUUGGAGAGGAAGCCAUGAUCAACUAUGAAAACUUCCAGACUGUUGGUGAAAAAGCUGGAAUUAAAUGCAAGUAAGUACAGCUACACAUUGCAUUGCAGCAUGGCGCAGUUUAGUGGAUAACCCUGUAAAUGUGUUAUAUCGUGUGUCUGGCUUCUUAUUGUACAAUUUGAUACGGUUUAAUAUUUAUGUUCAGAUUCAACUUUAUUAUCCCUGUGCAGUGUACAUACAAAGACAAUGAAACACCAUGUGCUUUAGGGUUUCUGUUUGAUAUCUAACAUGUGUUUUUCCUAUAGGAUGUCUAAGAAUUUAGUUGCUCAGGAGCAGUUAGCGGCUCCCAUAGAGCAUAAUGGGAGCGGGUAGCCCCUGCUUUGUGAUUGGCUUUAAGUAGCGGCAGACGGUAAAAUCCCCGUCACUACUGGUGAAAUUUGGCAGUUAUUGAACAGCUUCUACACACUUAUGGAAACGAGGAGACAUAUGAAGACAUUUUAUCGAGUAGCAGCUGGCCGGUUUAAUGUCGCAGUAACAUUGGAAACAAUCUAAACAAUCAUGAUUUUCUGAUGUUUGGCCUGUUGUGCAUGUGUGACGCUAGUCAGGAUCUCAGCCCUAUUUUAGAAUUUAAUGUUGAUUUUUUAAUAAGCUUUCCUAAUGAUUCAAUACGGUUUGAAAAGUUUCAAAGUGAUUUAGCUACGAAGUCAACAUUAAACUCUAUGGGGAUUUUUCUAGAUCGAAUCAAUGGCAUUGAAUCAUUUGGAAAGCUUAUUAAAUUGAGGCCUUACUGCUGAACUCUACAAAAAUAAUCCAAGAACCUGUAUAAUUAUUGUAUGCUGUAUUAAGCUUUACAAAGACGGGGGAUUUUAGUAAAAAUAGUUAUUAGUUAUUCUUGCUCUUUAGUUUUUUUUUUUUUUUUUCUCUCUCUCUCGUCCAUAGAUCUUUUUUCACCUCCAAAGUCUUCGGUAAACUUAUUCACAAUGAUCCUUUUGGCAGAAUAUCCAUCAUGCAAUUUUUCAAUUAUGUUAUGAGAAAAGGUAAGUUCAGGGUGUAAAUAUAUGGAGCAUUUUAUUAUGGGAAAACUGCCAAUAAUAUUCAGGUUUUGUUUUAAUAAAAAGGUUUUCUUAAUUUAUGACUUUGCGUUUCUUUAAGUGUCUGUAUUCAAGUUCACUCAGAAUUUCUUUGUGACCCUCUUCCCAAGAGUCAUUGACAUUUUAAGUGAUCUUAGGUCAGAAGCCGCACUUAUCUGACCAAAGCUCACGCUGCGUUGCCCGGCUGCUGUGGGUUUUCCAUGUUCCAAUUAUUUCAGUAGUCAGCACUUUUACAGAUAGAAGUACAAACAGAUGUUAGUUUGCGAUUCUUAGAAACUGUAGUAGAUCUGAGUAGCUACAAUUAUUAUUAUUAUUAUUAUUAUUAUUAUUAUUAUUAUUAUUAUUAUUGCCUCAUGAACAUUUCUGGGAGAACAAACUGACCCAGGUUUUAAUUGCCCUUUAGGUGAUGACCGUAACAUCAUUACACUGUGAACACACAGCAGUCAGACAAAGGAUAUUCAUUAAACACAUGUUGCUAUUGCCCGAAGAUCACUUUAAAUUAUACCGCUCCAUUUGGAAAAAUUAAAGAGUUGCGAUGAAAUUGAACUUGAAUGUAAAUGAUUAAAAAAAAUACUUACAAAGUCACACAUAAAUAAAAAAAUUUAUUAGGGAAACAAUUUUUUUUAAUAAUUAGAAACCGUUUUCCUGUUACGUAUAUCCAGAUGGAUUGGAAAAUGUGGAGUAAUUUAGUACUUGCUAUUUUCGUGUCAUUCGUCAUACAGUGUAUGGCACAGCUCUAUCGGGACAGUUUAAGAUCAAUGGAGACAAAUAACAUACAUCUUGAUAGGAAAUCUUAGUUUGACAGUUGAGCUCUUUAAGGUCCCAGCAAUUGUGUUCUCUUGUUUCUGAUUAACUGUUUUGUAACAUAAGCCCAUCCAUGCUUUUGAUGGCAAAAUAAAUUGAUGGUCUUAUCUGAUUUUCUUGUAUGAUUAGUUUUUGCUGAUAUGCUCACAAAAACUUUGAUAUUGAAAACCGUAGCUUUAUCAUCGUUUAUUGUGAAGUUGAUGCAAACUGUAAAAAAAAAUUAAAAAAAAAAAUUAAAAUCUUUCAUUAAAUUAUUGUACGCCUGGAAGUGUAGUGUUUUAAAUCAGUGGGGGGCAAGCCUUUCCUCCCUUAAAUGCUCAUAAUAUCUGUGCACUAUUUUAUCCAAGAUGCUAAUUUGGCCUUCUGGCAGAGGAGCAUGUUGGGCGUCAAGUUUGGCCAUCGCUGGUUUAUAGAGAUGGCUACAAAUAAAAUAUCCCAUACAGAUUAUGGAUAUAUUGCCUAGUAAUGUAUAAAUCUUCCCCAGGAAGAUAUAAAUAGAUUAAGACUAUUGAGUUCUAAAGCUGCUCUUAGAUCCACAGUCCAAUUAUCUUUUUUUUUUAAUUUUUUUAUCCACAUUUGUUGUUUCCACCCUUCUACAGCAAAUAGGUGUAUGUCAAUCUUCACUCCCUGACAGACACAACUAGCAGAGACAAUUGACAGAGCAUUCUUAAAAUAGAGUCUGGUGCCUGUGAACAGACUUGGUGUGUGCGUAUUAAUCCAUUACACAUAGAGAGAUAAAUACUGCUGUCACUGGUAUUAUGUGUAAAACAAGAAAGCUAUUAAUCCCUUCUUUAUCUAGUCUUUAAAGAUCCCAUUCAUUUAAUGAUGUCAGGAGUGUAUAGCGCUGUAGAUGCUAUAUAAGUAGAUCAUUUUAUAAUGGCACACAGUCUACAGGGACCAAAUGAUAAUAUAAAAAAUGUUGUUCUAUAAAUGUCGCUAAAGUGAAAAUAAAGAUUUUGAAUGAACGGCAUUAGAUUUGAUGUGAAGAAUGCUGUAGAAGGCAAAGCUGUUCUGUAAGUGGCUUCUACUAUAUAAAUUGUGUUCCUGUGAGCAGAGAUUCCUGCCAACAUCUAAUGUAACAUUGCUUCUUCCGUGAUAGUAUGGCUGCACCAGACCAGGAUAGGACUGAGUUUGUAUGAUGUCGCUGGGCAAGGAUACCUUCGGGAAUCGGUAUGUACCAAGUUUCAUUUGUGCUCUCGGUGGAAGUGAUGUCAUUUCCAGUGACUUUUUUGUUACCCUCACAUCUGUGUUCAAUUUCAAUUGCAUAAGUAUUUAAGGUUAUUAAAGUGUUCCUGUCACAAAACAUUAACUGAAAUGGCGGUACAUGCGAAAUCAUCUUACGUACGUUGUUCUGGUAAAUAGGCAGGCGGUGUAAAAAUCGAUUUUAAUAUUUCCCACUCACCAGUCAAUCGGUUGUUAUCAUAGAAGUCCACUGUAACAAAGUCGAGAGAUGAGAUUUGAUUGGUAAAAUAAUACUUCUCUAUUUUAUAGGAUUUAGAGAAUUAUAUCCUAGAACUUAUCCCCACUCUGCCUCAACUUGACGGAUUGGAAAAAUCUUUCUACUCUUUCUAUGUGUGCACGGCUGUGCGUAAGUUCUUCUUCUUCCUGGAUCCCCUGAGAACAGGUAACGGCAUAUUGCCCAGAGCGUGUUCCUCACCUGAAAUUCAUAUUGCCAAUAUGUGUAUAUAUAGAUCUCAUUGAUUCCUUCCAAGUUGCAUGAUUUUUGGCUUUUGAUGUGCAUGUCCAUUGUAUUAGGCCUUUAUACUGAUAAUUGUUCUCUGACCACAUGUAAAAAUGUAUGCCUAAAAUGUAUUAAAGGGGUAAAAAAGUAUGCCUAAAAUGUAUUAAAGCACCAUACCCACUACACAGUGCUGUAGGCGUUCACUGGCACCAUCCUACCUUAAGCUGUCAGACCAUUUAUGUACCGUUUGACAUUUAGCUGGCCCUGUCAGGUGCCUGUGGUCCCUCUGGUCUGCACUGCUAUCCUAUAGCGACCAUUCAUACUACUGCAUAAGCAUACCGAUGCAUGUCUGCUUUGGGCUAUAUUCAUUGGCUGAGUGCUAGUACCUGACAGAACAAUAAUUCAGUAACAAUUUGGCAGAUGACUUUGGGAUGGCACGCGGGCAUUUCUGGUACCAUAAAGAAUGCAUUUUCCUUUUAUUUGCAAUUUUCCCAAAACUAAAUAGUGUGUGUUUGUGUAUAUUGUAGUGGAAACUAAAUAGUGUUGUUCUGUUUUUAGGAAAGAUAAAGAUUCAAGAUAUUUUGGCUUGCAGCUUCCUGGAUGAUUUACUUGAGGUGAGUGUAGGCUCGAUGUAGUCUUUUUCCCAAUCUGUCACAUGGAAAAAAAAAACCAGAAUUCUGUGCAUGAUUAAUACAUAAUAUUCUGGGGGAUAUGAUUCAGCCAGUCCGGGAGGACACACACAUACACUUCAGUACAUUGGGAGUAUUUUAGACCUUGUUUAGACCGUAUUUUAUCACACCAAAGUGUUGCAGAUGGGUUCUAGAUUAGCUCCGUUCAAUAAGUUAGGUUAUUAGUGCGCAGAUAGCUUUGCAGACUAAAGCUGAAAUAAUAAAGUUUGUGUGUGGUGGAGUCCACAAAUGGUGAGCCACAAAGACCCACCUGAGUGUUAUUCACUAAAGUGAGAACUAUUGGAAAUUCAGUGCAUUUUAAAUUGAUUGAACAUGGUUUUUAUUCUUACAGCUGCGGGACGAAGAGCUUUCAAAGGAGAGUCAAGAAUCAAACUGGUUCUCUGCUCCGUCUGCACUAAGGGUGUAUGGUAUGCAAUGGUUAAUCUUUUCUUCCUCCCUCUCUAUGGCAUCAAGACUCUUGUUCAUGUAUAGGAUGACAUGAAUAUCAUUGUGUGACCUUUCUUGUGUGUGAUCCUCUGUGAAAUAUCUAAAAUGGGUGUUUUGGGAAAUGCACAUCCAAGGCCAAAAUAGCUAAUCGAGCAUUAGAUUAAGGCUGCACUAGUCAAAUACAUCUCUCCAUUGUGCUUUAAAAUGGUGGGAAGCCGGGACAUCAGAGUUCUAAUUUAUUUUAACGACAAUGGACACCACUAAGCAUAUGCAGGGUAACCUCUCCAACCCCCAGUGAGAAUGUACUGUUGGGGGAAUGAGGGUAAGGCGUCCCCCUAGCAUGCCAUCCAGUGACCAUGCACCAGGGCAUUUCUGGUACCAUAACUACAGCAUUAUGUAGUGGUUAUGAUAAUGCAUUGGGUGUUUAUAAACUUGAGUGACGCUCAUGCUGUGCUUUGUGGAGAUACUCCCUGGUGUCCACAGAUUUGGAGCAUUAGGGAACUAACUUGAGAUACGACAUUGAAAUAGGAAGAGUACAGCCAAAUCUGGGACUGGUAAAUGGUAUGAGUUAGCAUGGUUAAAGAACUGUAAGAUCACGCUGUAAAGUAAGCCAGAGACAGGGUGUCAGGAGCAGAUGUACAGACCUGGGAGGAGUUAAAUUCUGUAUAUUAUAUAGGAUGGGUGUGCAGAGCAAAUGCUAGUUAGAAUGGCAAUUUAUUUUUGUAUGUGACGUACAUUGAUCGAGACACUGUCUGUCUGCAGAGCUCUUUUGUCAAGUCUGGUAACAGAACCACAAUAUGAAUAUUAAAGACCGAUUUUAGAUGGUUAUGAUGUGUGUAAGUCAUGAUUUAAUGAUCCCCUUUAGUUGGAUAUCCUGAUGUACAGCUUGGUCUAUUACUCAGCUUUUUGCAUUCUUUAUUUUCCCCCUUGUGGAUAUAAAGGACAGUACUUAAAUCUGGAUAAGGAUCACAAUGGAAUGCUGAGCAAAGAAGAACUUUCUCGCUACGGUACAGGAACCCUGACCAGCGUGUUUUUAGAUCGUGUCUUCCAGGAGUGCCUGACGUACGAUGGGGAGAUGGUAAGCUUUCAGCAUGAUGAUCUGAUUAUUUUUAGGAUUCCUAGGCUUUCUAUUGGACAUUUUUACCAGCCAAUUUAGAUUAAAACUGUGACAUUUCUGAGCAGUAUGUACCUUCACUAACCUGGGAGCUGUGGGGUUUUUAUAUAGAACAUUUAGGACAAAUUGCCCCAUAACAAUAAUGCACUAUGCUGAGUCACUCCUUGCCUCCACACCAGCCAUCAGAGAGCCAGAAGCUCUUUAUCUGAUCUAAGCUCAGGGGAACAGGGCUAACAUCAUUAGUUGGGAGUGAUCAGCUGAUGCUCUCAGCCACUUUGCUAGACCUGCAUGGUAGUCCUUGGUUUGGACAGAGCUUCUGGCGCUAUGGAGGCAGCGGUGGAGACAAAGUGCGGCUUCAAGUGGACCCGAGGUAAGAAAUCAAACUGUUCUACAUCAUGCUGUAGGACUGUUAUUCUCCCUUACCUCCUGUCCUUAAUCUGAUAUCACCAGUCUCAGAGGACUAUGGUGUUACACCUUUGUUACAACCACCCUCUGAUGCAAAUGUGCCCUGUUUGGGGUCACUCCAAGCAGGGAAAGCAUCUAUUGUGCAUGUUGGGUUCAAUGUGGCAACAGAAAGUGCUAUAUCCCACCCAGCAAGCCUGAUUAAGAGCAGGAGAACCAUUUACAGGAGGGAUAUUUUGAUUUUUUUUUUUCUAGUCACAAUGCUGGCUAUGCCCUGUAAAAAUUGACUGACAGGUGGCAAAUAGGGAACCUUUACAAUCUAUACAUUAGCUAGCAGUUCUGCAACAACAAUGUAGACAUUAUUUCUAGUGAGAGAGAGUGUGUGUGUCUCUCUGUGUCUGUCUGUCUGUCUGGGUGUGUGUCUGUCUGGUACACUUAAAUUGAAUUUCAUUGCAUGAGAGAAGUGUUUGUGAAUCCGGUCAUUUCCGAUUUAUUCCUUUUUUUUACACCAACAAAAAUGAUUCCUAUUAUUCCAUAAAUGGACACUGUGGACCCCUAAAGCACUUUUUAGCUUGCUGAAAUGAUUUGUGUAAAGAGUGUGUCCUCUUUUUUUCAUUUUAGAAGUGCUGCUUACAAUAGAAAUUUGCACUUUUAUAUAUUAACAUGGGGUUACAGCCCCCCUGUUUUCAAGCACACUACAGGCCCUGCAACUUCCUGGUUGUUUAUCGCAGUGGAGUUAAACUUGAUUGUAAGUCAGGUGCCAUGGGCAAUUGCUGCCUAAGACUUCUCAUUGAGCUGCAUUGGACAGCCACAGAUAGUUAAGUCUGAGCAGGGUUAGAAGGGAGGGCCUUGCAAAGGUUGCAGCUUUUGCAAGCUGUUUUUAGAGCUACCCCAAUGAAAAAAUACAUAACUAAAUGCAUUUUUGUUUUCUUUGGGGGAUAUAUCUACUAAACAGUGAUUUAUAUAUUUUUUUUUUGAGCAGUGGAGUGUCCCUGUAAUGCUAACCAUACAAUGUGUUGAUAGUAUAAACUUCAUGCAUACCUAUUCUGACAGUCUACAGCUUCACAGGUUACUUACACACCUGCCUUGAUAUUGGUGAUGCAAAAAUCUGUGCUGAUGUCACUAAAUCAGGUGUUGUAAGUUACGGAAUGGCUAGUGUUUAUGAUAUGGACUGUUGUAAUGCCAAUAUUUGUAUUUAUUUUAGGAUUACAAGACAUACUUGGAUUUUGUUCUGGCUUUAGAGAACAGGAAGGAGCCAGCAGCACUGCAGUAUAUAUUUAAGCUUCUAGACAUUGGGAACAAAGGCUGCCUGAAUGUCUUCUCUCUCAAUUACUUCUUCCGAGUAAGUCCCCAUGCGCCUGUGUGUCAUGUCAUCAUCUUGAUGUUCCAGAGAAACUGCAAUGUUUACACUGCAGCUCUAUGUCUACCAGAUCGCCACUAGAGGGCUUCCUGGAUCGCAACAGACCUUUGGUCCGGUAUCUGACGCUGGACGUCCUCACGCUCUGCAUAAGGACCUCCAGCGUCAGAUUUUUUUCCCCAUGGGAAAGCAUUGAUUCAAUGCUUAUCUAUGGGGAGAUCUAAUGCAUUUGCCACGCAUGCACAUUAGCGCCUGCUUGUUGCAGGCCGCUGGAGGACCCAGCACUGAGGGUCAUCGCCGCUGGAAAAAGGUGAGUAAAUAAUGGGUGUUUCAACCCUUUAUUUACCCAGGCGAGGGGGGGCACAAAGGUUGGGAGGAGGCAGAGGGAGCUAUGGUGCCAGGAAUACAGCUUUGUAUUCCUGGCACUAUAGUAUCACUUUAAUGUUCACCUCCACCCUGAAUGCCCAUUCUAAUUUAAGUGUGUAGAGUGGAUUGCAGAACUUUAAAUUUAGUGCAGCUUACAUGGAUAAGGAACAAAGAAAAUUACAAGAAUCCUGUAUGUGAUGAAGAUUUAGCUACAGCAAACAGCUAUUUAAGAAAAGUAGAAGACUACAUCCAUACUUAAUGUAAAGGCUGGCGUAUGCCCAGUUAUGAGCAUACUUUUUAUGAAGAACUUUUAAAAUAAAAAAAAAGAGUUUAGAACAUAUUUUAGUAUGUGCCCCUGUGCAAAAUUCAACUGCUCUGCAUAACAUGCUAGAACAGGGUGCCCAAUAGGUAGAUCACCAGAUGUUGCAGAACUACAACUCCCUUGAUGGUUUGCAUGCCUUUAGAAUGGCAACGCAUCAUAGAACCCCUUAAGGACACAUGACAGAAAUAUUCCGUUAUGAUUCCCUUUUAUUCCAGAAGUUGUCAUUAAGGGGUUACAACAUCUGGAGAUCUACCUUUUAGGAACCCCUGGUCUAGAAUGUUAUGUAAAGCAGUUGAACUUUGCGUAAGGGCACAUGCUAAAUAUGUUCCAAAUUUAUUUUAAAAGUUAUUUGUAAAAAGUAUGCUCAUAACUGAGCGUGUUCACCAUAAAGGAGCAGCAGCUGCACAGUUUCAGCUUAAAUUUAAUUCCUAUAGAGGGAGACAUGAAAUGGUGUGUCAUGUGCCACACUCUGACAUUGCUCCCACCUUAAUACAUGCAUAAUGAGGCCUCUACAGCAGGCAAAUCCAACCCCAGAUGAUGCUGUACUAGGAUCCAUUACAUUCAAAGAAUGAUGGGAGUUGUAGAACUUUAGCAUCUAUGGAGCAGAGUUUGAGAUGCCUGCUGUACAGACCGCACCCUCAUGCUGAAUUUUGAAAAACGAUUGUGCAGUGACAUUUAAGGAUUUGUGAAAAAGUUAUCUUGAAAUAAAUUCAUGUAAAUGUCAAUGCUGCUUUUCAUAUGAAGAGUAAAGGUUUAGUCAUUAACUAUGCAUUACAAAGCAGAAAAGCGAACAGCGUGUUUUCUUCCUUGACCAACCCAUGAUUGUCUUUUUUUGAAUGCCAGGCAAUCCAGGAACAAGUGAAAGUUCACGGCCAGGAACCGGUCUCCUUUCAGGAUGUAAAGGUAAACACGUGACCGCAAAAGAACAUCAAUAAUUCACUUAUUGUUCGCAUUGUCCUUAGGUGUGACACAUGUAAGCACCUUUUAAGAAAGGUGAGGGUAGUAGUUAAUUUAAUAUCUGAUAUUUUAAAAAGGAACUGUUACUUUCACCUCAGUACUCAUUACUGAAGCGUUUACUUGGGUGAGGAGUGCAUUGGAUGCAAUUUUCUUAAAACAUUUUUAAACUUACCUCUGCACAAGUUCUAGCCUCAGAUGAUGAUCAGGUAUUGACUUAGAGGUGUACACGCACAUAUGAUCUUGGCUAUGCCCUUCCCUAGGGCGCCACUGUGCUUACUUCAUAUGAUAGGACUGUUUAAUCUUGCAGAGAUGGCAUAGUAAAAUCAGCACCUGUAGUUUUCUAAAAGACGUUUAACGGUUACCUACAGUAUUAUGAAAACUGUAAUCGUCCCCUUUGUUCCUGCAGUGAUAGCAAUUCUAUUCCACACUACUACUGCAUAGUUAAAGAUUUCAUUGAUUUAAAAAAAAAUAGAGAACUUGGAAUAUGAGGUAAAAUUAUUAUUUAUUUUUUAAAUCCUAGGAUGAAAUAUUUGACAUGGUUAAGCCAAAGGACCCUCUGUCUAUUACCCUCCAGGACCUGAUUCAGAGUAGCCAGGGUGACACAGUUUGCAGUAUUCUCAUUGAUCUUAAUGGAUUCUGGACGUACGAGAACAGGGAAGUGCUCGUAGCGAAUGAUGGAGAGAAUCCUGCCGAUAUUGAUGAUAUGUCAUAGGAACUUCCAAGUGCCUUUGCACAGUCUCCUUAUCCAUAAAUUUUUCGGUUUAUUUUUGUGUAAAUAUAAUAUAAAUAUAUAUUUUUUACAGUGAAUAAAACCAAUGUAACAAAUGAGCAGUUACAGACCCUCCUUUAUACUCUGUACAUUUGCUUUUGUCUUGUCAUGACCAUAUUUGUACUAUUUAAACACUCAGGCUGUUCACUAAUAUGCAAAUUGUCAGGAAUUCAAACUGAAGUUCAAGUUUUAGGACAAGAUAGACAAACAAAUCUAAGAG